Molecule: messenger RNA, 1053 nt
Organism: Effrenium voratum
Lineage: Eukaryota; Dinophyceae; Suessiales; Symbiodiniaceae
Source: the annotation of a GenBank genome assembly
GUUUGGUGUGCGAUUCAGCGAUGGCUGCCUUCGUGAAAAGCUAUGGCCUGCAGUUGGUAGACCGCAGUGGCAAGGAGUUCGACGUGCAGCAGCUCACAGCUGCGGAUGUCAUCGCGUUCUACUUCUCCGCUCACUGGUGUCCGCCAUGCAGGAGCUUCACGCCUUUGCUGAAGAAGUUCUACGAAACUCUGCACGCCCAUGGCGAACGCUCCUUGAAGAUCAUCUUCGUCUCCAGCGACCAGUCAGAGCAUGACAUGUGGAAGUACGUGUAUGACUCACAUGGCGAUUGGCUGGCGCUGAAAUUCAGCAGUGAGCUGAAGGACAGGCUGUCGCGACAAUUUCAGGUCUCUGGGAUUCCCCAGCUCAUCGUCAUUGAUGGCGUUGGGCGCCAGGCAGUGCGCGAUGCGCGUGCAGAAGUUAUGGCUGCCACAUCAUCUACACAGGUCUUGACAACAUACCUGGGCUGGAAAUCUUCAGCUGGAGCAUCUUCUGCUCCGCAGGAGGUUUCAUCUGGUCUUCUGGCGCCUGGAAGUCGUGUGAAGAUCCGAGGGCUGCAAAGUAAGCCCGAGAACAACGGCCUGGAAGGUGUGGUGCAAAGCUUCGACAACUCCCAGCGCAGAUAUGUGGUCAACAUCGCUGACAGGCCGCUGUCUUUGAAGCCUAGCAACCUGCUCCAGAUUGUCCAGCUUCGAGUACGAGGCCCAGAGCCUGAAGACCCGUGGCAGGAGGCAGAGCUCAAAGAUUUAGACGAGGCCAGAGCGAAUUGGCGCUUCUGCUUUGGUGAUUCCUUCUCGUUGCGGCAUUUGCCUCGUUCGUUUGAGGUUGGGGCCGAGAGUCCACGUGAACGCUGGAGCGGUUGUGGCGGUGCAUGGGCUGCAGAACGAGUCCGCGAAGCAGUGGAACGAGCAAAACGGAAAAGUCUCAGACUUCGAUGAGGCCACACAGAGGUACAGCAUCCUCAUGAGCGGUGGUACAUGCCUCAAGAUCAAAGUGGAUAAUCUGAGGCUUUGCCCGCUGACUUAGUUUGCACGUGCUUUGCUGCUGUGCUCGGUG